AUGUCAAGACCGCAAGGACACGCGAGGGUGACUACGGGACCCAAGCCGCCGACAGCUUCCCCAGCAGUGGCAUCGACUCGUCGUAGUGCGGGUACGCUUCCCGGAAUAGCGCGUACUGCGUCGACGCUACGACAAAAGACGCCAGGCCCUUCCUCCCUCCCAGCGCAUCUGCGCAACACUUCUGCCCCACGCGUACCCUCUCCUCUGGGACAGGGUACACCCGCCCGCCCAACGAAACAUAUCCUUCCGGUCCGCACGUCCAAGACGACGGAGAAACACGUUCUCCUCCCCGAAGACCCACAACUUGCGCCCCUCCCUCGCUCAGCAUCAGAGACCAGCCUCGCGCGUGCCCGCUCGACCUCGGUCUCGGCGCCGAGUCGAUCAGAUGAACGGAGUGAGGCGGAGAAGAUGACCAAGCGCGAGCGUAACGAGGCGGGAUUCUCACGACUCAUUGCAUACGAUACGGCCGAGGGAUAUCGCCUCAAGCUUCUACAAGCUUUCUUGCGGCGCGAACACGGCGUCGGCGUCGUCCGGGUGUUUGAUGAUUGCGUUUAUGCCGUCUACAACCUCCCUUUGCUACCGGGGUAUGGGGCCACGAAUCGGGUACGCUCGUCGCCGGCUGUCAAGUCGCCGGGAGGAGUUAGUAUGAUGGAGCGCAUGACGCAGGCCGAGGAACAGGGGUACGACGACGAGUAUUUCCCCGUCGAAGCCGAUGAGCCUGUUACCGGCGCCGAUCCGAGCGAAUACAUCCUCAGUCGGUCGCCGCCGUCACCCGUCGUCGAACACAGCCUGGCUUUAGGGGAUGAACGGGCUGGCCCUAUCGACCUCCCCGAACCUGCGCGCUCGCCGCCCAAGGCCGAACCCGUAAUGGUCUACGAGGAGCCCGAGACGCCGACGAUACGUCCUCCACCGCGAAUGCGCCGCCGCUCGUCGGGGUAUAAACAUCCCGUUGCCGAGGCCGUGUUCUUCAACUACGGCGUGAGCGUGUUUUUUGGGUUUGCGCCAGGCGAAGAGACGAGUAUCAUGGAAGAUAUUCGGAACGCAGGAGUGUGGCAGGUCCCGAGCGCCGAGGACGAUUGGGAGGUCGAAGAGUUCCAUUACGAGUACGAGCCCGAUGCCGAGAGCCCGCGCAUCUACAACGACAUGUUUACGUUCAAGAGCAGAAGCCACUUGUUCAAACUGUCGCUCGCGCACGCCAUUGCCCAGUCGACAAAACUUAGCGUGUACGAGGCCAAGCUGCAGAACUCGCUCGAGAUGACGUCCCUCUUUCCGAAGGAGCUCGCGACGACUGGCCACCUCAAUCUCGACCGGAAGGAGGCGUUGCAGAUGACUGGCCGCCUGUUCAAGCUCCGCAUGGACGUCAACCUCAUCGGAGGCGUUCUCGACACUCCCGAUAUUUUCUGGUCCGACGCCUCGCUGUACCCCUUGUACGAGGCAAUUAACCAGUACCUCGAGAUUGAGCCGCGUGUGCAAGUGCUCAACGACAGGUUGUCAGUCGUCGGCGACCUGCUCGAUAUCAUUCACGACUAUAUCGCCCAGCGCGCCAACCACCGCAUCACGUGGAUAAUCAUCCUCCUCAUUGCUGUAGCAAUUAUUGUUGGUGUCGGCGAGGUCGUGGCUCGUCUCGUCUUCCACGCAAUCCUGCGGGAUAAAGACGAUAUGCGCGUCCUCGGCGCGUCUCGAUAUCUUCUGCGGAUCAACCGCAAGUGA
Messenger RNA from Cutaneotrichosporon cavernicola, 1710 nucleotides. RefSeq lists its product as uncharacterized. The record is from RefSeq and is a predicted model, not a curated record. The transcript has a single exon. Lineage: Eukaryota; Fungi; Basidiomycota; Tremellomycetes; Trichosporonales; Trichosporonaceae. The coding region runs from base 1 to 1710 and encodes 569 amino acids.